Messenger RNA from Pongo pygmaeus (Bornean orangutan), 7101 nucleotides. RefSeq names its product centrosomal protein 15 (gene CEP15). The transcript is spliced from 6 exons. Lineage: Eukaryota; Metazoa; Chordata; Mammalia; Primates; Hominidae. The coding region runs from base 336 to 722 and encodes 128 amino acids. The record is from RefSeq and is a predicted model, not a curated record.
UGGUGCCUUCCCGGAAGGGUCAGAGGCGGGCUCGGUGAGUGGAGUCGGACGGUGGGUGGGUGCCCUGACUGCCUGACGGCCGCGCAGGGCCCUGCAGGACCGCUGGGGAGGAUGUUGUUAACGUAAAGAGCCAGGCUGAUGAGGAAAGCUCAUGAGUCCUUUGGGUAUAAGCGGGAGUUGGGGCGGCCGGAGGGCAGAUGACUCUGAGAAGGGCAAGCACUUUCAGCUUUUAAGCCCAAACAGAUGAGUUGCCUGCAGUUUUGGAGGCCUUCAGAGCAUUUCACUAGACCUCUGUCUGUGUCGGUCCAGUGUCUUUAGCCAAGCUUUGAUUAAAGAUGACUUCCUUGUUUGCUCAAGAAAUUCGCCUUUCUAAAAGACAUGAAGAAAUAGUAUCACAAAGAUUAAUGUUACUUCAACAAAUGGAGAAUAAAUUGGGUGAUCAACACACAGAAAAGGCAUCUCAACUCCAAACUGUUGAGACUGCUUCUAAAAGGAACCUUAGUCUUUUAAAGGAUAUAGAAGCAGCAGAAAAGUCACUACAGACCAGGAUUCACCCACUUCCACGGCCUGAGGUGGUUUCUCUUGAGACUCGUUACUGGGCAUCAGUAGAAGAAUAUAUUCCCAAAUGGGAACAGUUUCUUUUAGGAAGAGCACCAUAUCCUUUUGCUGUUGAAAAUCAAAAUGAAGCAGAAAAUACCAUUCAAAAUGAGGCACAGCGAUAACUUCUUCACAUGCUAUUUCAAAAACCCUGUUUAAUAAAGCUGAAUGUUAAGGUAUAUGUAGGUUAUUGCAGGAACUUUAGGAAUUAAAUAUGUUCAUAUUCUUCCAUUAUCUCCUAAGUGACAGUGAAGAUAUGAGAAUUUACUGGCAAGUCUCAUGUCAUCACCUACUACUAUUUCAAGGUCAUGAAUUUGCUUUCUACCAAACCCAUAGAUGUGUUAAACACUAAUAUUAAAAGAUGGACUCUUUAUUAAUUAAAUUAUUGUCAGUGUUGUGAGUGUGUUGCUUUAAAAAAAAAAUUACAAUCAUUCUCCUCUAAGCAGGUAUCUUGGUUCUGGUUUUAAGUUUUUUAGAAUCCUUACUUUUUAGGGUCAAGGUAUAGGAUCAACAUGGUUCUUUUUUUUUUUUUUUAAACCAUUAUUGUUUCUUUUAACAAAUUAAAAGACAAUGAUACCUAAACUGCUCUAGCAAAAUAACUUAUGAGAAAAUAAAUUCAUAGGAUUUUGUCCCUCACAGAUAGCCAAAGCUCUACAAGUCCUGGAGACAGAAAGAAUUGAACUAUAAAGCAGUCAAUAAGUAGCCAAUUUCAAGAAGACUCAGACUUAGUUUUGGAAAAGGAUGCCUUUUAGAGCUGGGAAUGGUUAUUGGAUUUUGACUUGGUUAUUUAAGGAUUGCCAACUUUGUGAAUGCAAAUAACCCCACUCUUGUCUUUUCAUCUUUAAACUUCCCCUUCCCGCUUCCUUCUAACUUAAUUAUUCCUGAAAAAACCGUCAGUCAGAAAGCAUUGGGUCACAACCCUAAACAGCUUUGAGAUUCCUCAGUCCACCACUGCUUGAGCACUAAAAAAAAAAAAAUACAUAUAUAUAUAUAUAACUUUCCAACUAUAGAGGCAGCCUCUGCUAGUAAAGGGUACCUAUGCUAUAUUACAAUGAAAUGUUUUAAAUUUCAAACUGGUUUAUGUUUUUAAAAGAAGACAAUAGGAAAAGCUAAAUACACAGCAACAACAACAACUAUAUUGAAACGUCCAUUGUGCCGAUAAGUUCCUUUAAACUACCAUCUUGGAAAUAUCCUGUUGAGUGGGUGUUGGUGUGGGUAACAAUAAUGUUGUUUUCAUAAUAUGUGCUGGCAGAUUAGCACACUUCUCUACAGUGUUAACAGUUGUAAUUAAGGAAUAAACAGCACAGGGUGUCAGUCCGAUGACAAUUUCAUCUAUAGUGUCACAAUACAAAAUGUCACAAAAUAUUAGAACUGUUAUAUAACUAUAAAAAGUAUCAGCUUAAAAGCUAAAAGCCUUUGAAAAAAGAAGACAGAGGAAGGAAGAAAAAAGAAAACUGGCAUAGCAACCAGAACAAUUUUAUACCUUCUCAAGAAUGUUCUGUCAUGAAAAUAAAUUGAUAAUUUUUUUCUGUUACAUUACAGUUUGGUUUCUAGCCAUCCAGUUGAUUUAGCAGGAGAAUGCAGGUUUUUUUAGCAGCUUUGAAUUGGUAAACAGAUUUAGAUGUAGUAGAAAGGAACAUGAGGAAGUUGUUUUUUUUUUUAACAUCCAAUCUUUCCCAGCAUAUGCACAUAAGAAGGUGAAUGAAGCAAUGUGAAACUUACUUCUCUUUAGUCAAGUGAAAAAAAGGCUAAACAUUUGUUAGAUGGUAAAAUAUUGUGUCAAGCGAGUAGGCAAAUUCCAAAAUUACACAGUGGUUGAUACAUUAACAUCCUCAAAUAUUUGAGCGUGCACUUCCUUUGAGAUCUGUAAAUUAAAUCACCAGUAGGUUAGAUUAAAAUACAAAGCAAAUGGCAAUCUAACCAUCUCAGAAAAGGUUCAGGUUUUUUUCUCUCCAAAAUUGAGAACUUGCUAAAUAAUUUUUGAAAAGCAUAAACGUAAUACACCCUGGGUUAUGAUCGAGGACAGAAGGGAAGGCAUUUCCAAGGCUCCUGCUGUAGUGUUUUUCCCAUUUUUGUUAAUACCUCAAAAACUCCCAGAGUUGACUUUAUUCCUGGCCCCUGCAGAGCUUCCCUCCCCACCCCCACCUUGUAGACUGUAACAGAUUGCACCACAUGGUGUCUGUUAAAAAAAAAAAAAAAAAAAAAAAAUUCCCAUAGGGACCUGGAUAUCCCAUUAAUGGGCUUUAUAUUCCUCAUGGCAAAUUAGCUUUACACAGGAAUUUCCAAACAUUGUUUUCUGUUAAGAAGGGAGGAAUACCAUAUAUAAUGUAUAUUUUUUCUACAAUUAGUAGGAAUCAGACAAGGAAAAGGAAAUGUUAUCUAUUCGUACCUUUCUCCCCAAAUUCAGUGUUCUUUCCAUAUGCUCCAUUGUACUCCACUACUCUUCUCCAUGAAAACUAUGAAUUUAUGUUUUUUUUUAGAAAAAUGGAGUUUUCAAAAUGAAAGUCAAAUAAUUUUUUCCAAAGCCAUUUGUGGACUGUUGCAAAUGCAUAAAUAUUCAAAGCUCAUUUUCUGCAGAAACACUUCUGGUAUAUGAAAUUAUUAAACUGUAGAAUGCUAAAGAUCAGAAGGAGCUACAGUUUUUCUUUAAACUUGAAAAAAAAAAUUAAGUAUUAAGGAAAAAGCCUAAAACUCUGGAAACCAGACAUCUGGUCUUUCUCAUGCGUAGGGAGCAGUGUGAAUGAAAGUGAAGUCAAACGGACAGUUUUUUUCUGCAUUAUGCACAAGGUGUUCUAAAUUGUCAGCUUAAGGUUUAGAUGAAGAUAAUCUUUAACUUUGUUUACAAUUUUUGCUAUUUUGCAUUAUCCCCCGUUUUCCAUAAAAAAUAAAGUGAAUAUGUGUGCAUAUUUAUUUUGAAUCAAAAUUAAACUUAUUUUGAGAUUAUUUUGUCACUUCUGAGAUAAUUGGAGACACACAUGUGUGCACGUGUGUGUGUGUGUGAGAGAGAGAGAGAGAGACAGAAACCAAGGGUUGCUGUCACCAAUUCAAGAGGAAGAUAUUAAGCUUUAAACCCACGGGGAAGUAGGUUUUUAGUGUAUAAAGUUAAUGCACAAGGCCAUAAAUUUGGCUUAUCUACAAAAUAUACUCUUCCCUCUCCUUUCAUUAGUGUAUUAAUUUAUCUUUUUUACUCUAAGCCAAUUCACAUCUUUUUCUUUUUAAGAUAGUCUUUUAUUUAAAACACAAUAAAGUUUUCAAUCCCGCUAAGGAGUUCCCCACCUCCUUUUCACACACUGCCCAAAUAUAAAAUUAAUAGCUACAUGGUUUAAAACACUAUACAUUUCAAUAGUCACCUAUUUUUUUAAACCUAUUCCACUGUAAUUAGUAUAUAGAGAUAUCUUUUUUAAAGAGUUGCUGACCAAAACCUAUUCUUCAGAGAAGGUAAUAACCAGAUGAUGAGUUCAAGCAGAAAAAAACAAGUCUGGAAAAUAUGUAGGAGAAAGAGAAGAGAUUACUUUGGGAAACCUUCAAGUUGGAACAAGGGUCCCUCCCACCCCCAUCCCGCCCCAUGUGUUUCUAAACACGUGUUUCUCUUAUAAUUUAGAAGUUAAUUUGUCUGUAUGGGAAAUUUAAUUCCCCAUUGUUAAUAAAAGGGCAUUUAGAGUUUUCUGGGACAAACAUGGGGAUGUGUCAAACUUUGGCAAUUAAGAAGAGGAUUGAUUUGUGGAUUUGACACCUGGCAUUGUGAUCUCCCUUUCUAACUGGAUCUGAGAUUAUAUCCUUACUAAAAUCCAAGAAAAGGAAAAUGACUUCAACAAAACCAGAGGCUCAAAAUGCUUCCGGACAUCACUUUACCUCACAGAGUCAAGUUUCCCUGCUUACAAAGAAAAGGGACCAGGUCCCCUAAGUUAUAGUAAUGUUUCAAAGUUCUUGCUAUUUUAAAAACUGAAAUUCAUGUCUCAGACAAAGAGACUGAGAGUCCGCAAAGUAGUAUCUAGAUUGACUUCAGUAAAAAACAAUAAAUAGUUGCACUGAGAGGAAACAAUGAAAUGUUCUCACUUUAGAAAGUGAUGACUUAGUUUCUUUUUUAUGUAACUGGUCAUUCAGACUCCACUGUAAAACUCAAAGGAUUUUUUGUUAUUUCUCCUUAAAUCUAGGUUAUCAAAGUAGAAAUUUUUCUGAUGUUUUAUACAAUACCACUUUGGGACCAAUGCAGUCACAUUAGAGGGAGACAAAAUUCCUUUCAUAUAUUUUGUCUAGAACAUCUCUAGCUUCUUUCAUCUCCCAAUACCACUUAAUUAUUUUUCAUACCUUGUUCCAGACAUUUUUAAGGUCUGUAGAACUUACAAGCAUUUCCUCGUACUAGAAUACUCCAGCCUAGUAAAAACAAUACUAAGAUGUUCAAAAGAAGCCAAAUCUAGAGCCCUUUAUAAUGAUACCCAAUAAACAGAGGUAGAGAACACUUGGACACCAUUGAUUGAUUCAUUCAUUAACAGAUCUUAUUGACUGCUUUCUGUGUAGCAGGCACAGUUCUGAGCACCAAGAAUACAGCAAUGAAGAAAACAAAACAAAACAAAAAACCUAUGUCCUCACAGAAUUUACAUUCUGAUAGAGGCAGGAAGUAGAGGGGGCUAAAGGCAGACAUAAACAACAGAAAAGUAAUAUGUGGUAUAUCAGAUGGUGAGAAGGGCUAAUAUAGUAUGAACAUCUAAAAUGUCUUAGUACAAGAAAAUAAAGCAGACUUUGUAAUUUUUCAGUAAUAUGAUAGAACUGAGAGUCUCUUUUCCUAUUCAAGGAUCUUGAGUUGGGGUUUUCCAUUGAAGCAGCAUUUCCACUGCUUCUUAUUUGUAAAUUGUGCAAGCUUAAUGAAUAGGUUUAUGAUAAAGGAUGAAAAAAAAGUUCUCGGUACUUCAACAGAUGUUUAUACACAAACAUCCAUAGCAGCAUUAUUCACAACAGCCAAAAGGUGGAAAUAACCCAAAUGUCCACUGAUGGAUGAAUGGAUAAAAUGUGGUGCCUAUAUAUAUGGCGGGACAUUAUUUGGCCUCAUAAAGGAAGAGAAUUCUGACACAUGCUACAACAUGCAUGAAUUUUGAAGACAUAUGCUAAGUGAAAUAAGCCAGACACCAAACGGCAAAUAUUGUAUAAUUUCUCUGAUACGAAGUACUUACAGUAAUCAAAUUCAUAGAACGGUAGUUGCCAGAGGCUAGGGGGGAGGAAGAAUAGGGAGUUAGUAUUUAAUGGGCAUAGAGUUUCAGUUUGGGAAUAUGAAAAAUAUCCAGAGAUGGAUGGUGGUAAUGGUUGUACAGCAGUCUGAAUAUCCUUAAUGCCACUGAACUAUAUGCUUUACAAUGGUUAAAAUUUUUUAUAUUCUGUGUAUUUUACCAUGAUAAAGAAGUCCCUUACUAAACAUAACCUGAACGCUUCCAUAUUGUAAGCGAUUUGAUUUAAAUCUUAUUUGUGAUCAUAUAUAAGCAUACAUAUAAGCAAAGUUAAUUCCUUCUAGAAAAUGUCUAUAAACAUUGUCCUCCAUGUUUUCAAAUUAGUUGAAUGUCUGCCUUUAGAAAGGUUGGUGUUCUGAGUUUUUGGUUGGUUUGUUUUUGUUUUGUCUGUCUAUGAAACUCCUUACAAACAAGCUUCUAGUCCUGGUUCUGCCAUUAACUGCUGCUCAGUUUCUUCAGUGAAUUGAAUUGGACCUCAAUUGUCUAACAGAAUUUUCUGCAGUGGCGGAUAUUAUCUGCACUGUCCAAUAUGGCAGCCACUACCCACAGGUGGCUAUUAAGACUUGAAAUGAAGCCAGUGCAACUGAGAAACUUAAAUUUUAUUUAAAUUCAAUUAUUGGAAAAAUUUUAAGUAUGCCUGGAACAACUUGGGCAUGUGAAUCUACUUUUUUAACUUUAAAUUUUAUAAAAUCUCAAAAGAGAUCAAGUAUUCCAAUGAAAAUUUAGCAUCCCAAAUGGAGGUAUGCUGUAAGUGCAAAAUACACACUGGAUUUCAAAGACAGUGAUACAGUUUAGCUGUGUCCCCACCCAAAUCUUAUCUUGAAUUGUAGUUCCCAUAAUCCCCAUGUGUCAUGGGAGGGACCCAGUGGGAGGUAACUGAAUCAUGGGGGCGGUUUCCCCCAUGCUAUUCUGGUGAUAGUAAGUCCUCACAAGAUCUGAUGGUUUUAUAAGGGGCUUCCCCCUUCACUUGACUCUCAUUCUUCUCCCUGCUGCCAUGUGAAGAAGGAUGUGUUUGCUUCCCCUUUCGCAUCAUUGUAAGUUCCCUGAGGCCUUUCAGCCAUGGUGAACUGUGAGUCAAUUUUACCUCUUUCCUUUAUAAAUUACCCAGUCUUGCAUAUGUCUUUAUUAGCAGCAUGAGAAUUGACUAACACAGACAAUGAAAAAAGAUAUAUUAUUAAAAUUAAUUUUACCUGUUUCUUUUUAUAAAGUAGCUACUAGAAAAUUGAAUCUUACAUAUGUAACUUAAUAUUUUCUUGAACAGCAUUAAACUAGAGAAUUCCUAAGA